AUGGUGGCUGUCGUUUCUACUGGUCCCAACGAGAGGUUGAUGGAGAACCGCGUUGAUGGCGACGUCGAAGUUGCUGAGGAGCGGACCUAUCUCUUCCGCCGUCUAUUCUCCAAGAGACGCAACGUGAUCUUUCUCUCAGCCGUCUCAUUCAUUGUGCUUGUCUUGGCCUCUACUCUCACCGGCGUUUUUGUUGCUCGCCACAGGGCCGUUGUCGCGUUCAAGGAAAAUCUCACUCAAUUCUUGGACGAAAAGUUUGCUCUCACCGAACCUAAAGAACGUGCUUCUCAUGUUGAGGAGUUGACUGACUUGUUCAGAAACGGCUACAUUAGUGCUGACCAUGUUGCUGAGCUUGAAGCCUUGAUGGAAUUCGACGAAUUCAACAAGUUCUACUCCCGCGAACACGCCGACGCCGAUGAGCGCCGUGUUCGUUUCUUGGCCUUCCGUAACAACUACAACGCCGUAAAGGCCCAGACUGGCGAAGAGUCUUACGAAAGGACCAUCAACAAAUUCAGUGAUAUGACCAAGGAGGAGUUUGCACGCUUGUUUCCUCCCAUCCCUCUCGAAGGUCUCAAGAAGGAUAUCCGCCCUGUUGCUCCCGUCGAAUUCUCAGACCUGUACCAUAUGGAUAAGCUCAGGAUUGCUAAAGGUAUCGAGGUUGGGGAACACGUCUCUCUUGACGGUGAGAACGUUGAUUGGAGACGCUGCGGUGGUGUUUCUCCAGUUAAGGACCAGAGCCACUGUGGUUCCUGCUGGGCCUUUGCCGCUGUUGGAUCUGUUGAAAGUUUGUACUUGCUCAAAAAGGGUCAAGCCCUUGACUUGAGUGAGCAAGAAUUGGUCAAUUGCGAACCAUACAGCAACGGUUGUAAAGGUGGAUUCUGUGACAAGGCAUUGGAGUACAUUCUAACCAAUGGUAUUGCACACACCAAGGACAUUCCCUAUCAUGCUUUUGAUGAAGUAUGCACCACUUCUCUGUACAAUAGAGUUUUUGUUGAUGGCUACAUCCCUUUCAGUGGCUUGGACAUUCUCCAAAACUCACUUUCUGUUUCUCCAACUACUGUAUACAUUGCAGUCUCUGAGGAGUUUUCUUCAUAUAAGAGUGGUAUUUAUACUGGACCAUGCGGUGAGGCUUCAAACCAUGCUGUUUUAUUGGUUGGCGAAGGUUAUGAUGAAGAAACUGGCAAGCGCUUCUGGAUCCUCAAGAACUCCUGGGGACCAGACUGGGGAGAGAACGGUUUCUUCAGAUUCGAACGUACUAAUGAAGGCACUGACAAGUGCGGCAUUCUUGAGCUUGGUUUCAGACCAGUGCUCAGGAAAUAAAGCGUAACUCGUAUGCAUGAACAUUUGUGAAUAUGCAAAGUUUAUAGUUUACCUAGGAGUUAGAGAGGACUUUAAAACCCUGGAAUCGUAAAGCAGAUAUGUAA
Molecule: messenger RNA, 1421 nt
Organism: Theileria equi strain WA
Lineage: Eukaryota; Apicomplexa; Aconoidasida; Piroplasmida; Theileriidae
Product: cysteine protease
Exons: 1
Coding region: 1-1317 (438 amino acids)
Cellular component (GO): lysosome
Molecular function (GO): cysteine-type endopeptidase activity
Source: RefSeq, a predicted model, not a curated record